CAGCUGGGUGCGCGCGCAGCGGUCGAUAGCGUCCCGACGGUCGGACCGCACCGCGUCGGCGUCGCCCUAUCGAGCCCACACAGGCCCUCGCCGCCGCCGGUCGCGAACGUGAUGCAUGCGGGGACUUAGCGGCUGCACGCGCGCGGGCCUCAUGGGCACCGUGCUGAGCUUCAGUCCGCGCGAGCGGCGACCGCCCGCCGCCGCGCCCCAACCCGAUCGCGCCGCCCUCGCCUACUCCUACGAGCGUCUGAACAACGCCAAGAACAGGGAGAACCGCGAGCUGCCGCGGGACGAGCGACGCGCCACUCUCGACGAUGCUGCCAAAAUCAUAUCCGAGAAGACGGCCCUCGAAAAGAAUCUCAAGAAGCAUUCUCUGUUCAUAAACGCUUUAUCUUGGAAGAGGUUCUCGACAGCGAACAAUAACAAGAAGAAGCUAGAAUCGAAGAGCAAGAGCGUGACGACAUUCCGCGCGCCGCUGACGGACAAUGCGCCGCUCGAUCGCAACAAGAAUGUUAGCGUGCAGGGGGGAUACCCGCGGCCGGUGCCUGCGCCCCUACCGCCGCCUCCAGCUGAGGUGGUGCGAGCUAACGCACUCAACAACAAUGUGUGCUACGCGGAGAAGCUGCCAGCUACGACGGUGGGGCCUGUGGUCGCACCGCGGAAGACCAUAAUCCAGGCCUCGACCUCAGAGCUGCUCAAAUGCCUCGGCACGUUCUUGCAUGCGCGGUGCCAUCGCUUGCGUGACUUCCAAGCCGGCGACGCGGUCAUGUGGCUGCGAACCGUCGAUCGCUCUCUGCUUUUACAGGGCUGGCAGGACGUGGCAUUCAUAAACCCGGCGAACGUCGUGUUCGUGUACAUGCUAGUCCGAGAGCUCGUGGACGGAGAAAGGAUAGCGCGUCCUCAGGAGCUGCAGGCCGUCGUUCUCACCUGCCUCUACCUCUCUUACUCUUAUAUGGGCAACGAGAUCUCGUACCCCCUCAAGCCGUUCCUAGUUGAAGACUCUAAAGACAAAUUCUGGGACCGAUGCCUCUUAAUCGUCGAUCGGCUAUCGUUCAACAUGCUGAGGAUCAAUUCGGAGCCGGGUUUCUUCACGGAAGUGUUCACGGAGCUGAAGGCGUGCGGCGUGGUGGACAGCCCUCCUCCCGCACCACCACACCCCGCCCCCGUACCCCCUCACACCGUCACGGCCGCCUGACACACGGAGGUGGCCGUUCUGAGGUUGGCCUUGACUGAUCGCCCUAGUCGCGUUUGAUGUCGGGCUCGCAGCUAUUGGUCGACCGUUCCCUGAUAACUUCAUAACUGUAAGAUUGGCGCCUGGAUCGUGUAUAAAUAAAAUAUUAGACGUCUGGUUUCGUGUGGUCGUUCGAGAAAAACGGAUCACGAACUUAAUUCCUUAAAAGACUUAUCUUUUGCAUUCCAUUUUAAUAGUUUGGCUAUGGAAGUUAAUUAUAGUAAAUAAAGGUGUUACAGUGUUCGAAGUUUGACGAGUGUUAGGAUGCGUUUGCUCAAGAAAUAAAUCUCGUAGAAAGAAGGUAGGUAAGAAUAGAGAUCGAACGGUUGACCAAUGCUACGCUGAAGUUUUACGAAAGUUCGGAGCCAGAAAUGGGGAAAAUCAUAAUACCUAUGUUACGAAUGUGAUAAAUCUAGUCGGAAACAUCUUGUUGAAAAUUUAAUGUUAGAAAUUUUCGUCCAUCUCACCGUAUGGUUACAGCGAUUCCAAUUUAUUGGCUUUUUUAUGUGUCACCGCCAUUUAAGCACGGUCAUUGUCAGUGUAUAUGUCGAGCGAAAAGGCCAAGUGUCCACUCCACACCCCAUCAGAGACGGCUAACAAAUUUUCUAUGUAUUGCAAACCAGUUUAUAUCUGUCCGUGGUUUUAUUACCACGUUAAAUUAGUUCAUGCGUUUUCGUGUAUUUUCGUGAAGUAGAUAAAUGUCUGAAAUAUUUACUUUAAGCGGCCCCUUCAAAGGCAACAUUUUAGUCCAAGAGUCAGUAAGUUAAGUGUUUCGUAAAGUAGUAAAAUGGCAGUAAAGCCAUUUAGUUAGGUGAUAAUUAGCGAAUAUCUGUCAGGCGGGAGGAUGCAAUAUUACGGUUAAAAUCCGCUAAAAAUGUGUCCCGGUAAACCCUUCUACGAUGUGUACGUAUGUAAGUAUGGUUGACGGCUGUAAGCGCGGGAGCGUCACCUUUGAUUUUGUUAUAAACGAAUGUUGUUAUAACAAUUAAGUCAAAAUAAACGACGACGAAGCGUUUUGUACAGUAAAAAAUUGAACAUUGAUUACAUCUUAAGUCUUAAUUUUACCCGUAUUAAGUACUUAUAGCUUAGAUAAUCAAAGUGGACGGCACUCGGUUUAACAGUACAACGUGUUUGAUUUGCAUGUUUGCACGGCAAUAUAUUAUUUAAUUUUAUAAAGUCUAAAUAAAUGAUUAAUAAUUUAGUAUUAUCAGCCACGUAAUUUAAUGAAUUCUUUUAUUUUAAUUUGAAAAAAAAUAAGUGUAAGAUGUCAAAUAUGACAUAAGCAAUGUCAUUGAUCACAAUUUAAAGUUUGAACAGUGUAAUAAUGCGCCGAGUGCCUUAGUUAAGAAUAAUAAUUGAAUUGUUUAGUCGAAUGAAUGUCUAAAAAAUGGUAGGUUACGUACAUAUUAAUUAAUAAUAGAAAUAAAAAGAAUCUCAAUCGUUCCAUUUCAUAACUGUUUAGAAUAAAUUAGACUUCUGUGAUUAAACUUGAAUCUUUGCGUUUUAUUGUUAUUAAGUAUUUAUUUUUUCUUGCUUAGCUUAAAUUAUUGUUGUAUUAUUUUGAUUAUGUUAAGUUUAAAGAUUAGCGUAAUGUGAAGCGACUCAACCAAUGAAUCUGUCAUCUAACUUUAUCUACAUAUAAUCGCUGUUGUGUCGCUGUUGUGCUAUUUUACCCGCGCUGAUUGAAGCUUAUUUCCGGAAGUGAAGUGACGUAUGUACCUACUGCUUUUACAGCCAUUUUGCCUAGUUCUUAUUACAAUAUCUAUCAAGAUACUUUUGAAACAAAUCAAAAUGAUCGAACCAAUAAUUUGGAUGAAAGUCACUGUUCUUCUUUUUCUUUUUUUCAGUAUGGCAGCCUGUAUUGAGAUUAAGUCACUAACGAUAGGUACAAUGAGCGACUCAACUUUGUAAUUUAUGCUUUAAAAGUAAAAAGGCGCGAAACAUGUAUGGAGUAUUUAGCCGUUAGUUGGUCAUGGUCCUUGACUAUUAAUUUUAACAAAAUGGUUCUCAAAACAAUUGCAUAAACACAUUAAAUAACCAUAGGCUGAAUUUCGAUGUAUUUUAAAUAAUCACAAUAUUUUCCUCCUAUGUUUGAGAGUUCUGAGAUGCAAAAUACUGUCAGAGAGAAACAAUUUCAAAUAAAACCAAUUAUGAAAUCAAUGAAUUCAUUCGAAAAAACCUAAAUAAUAUUACGAUUUCUAUGAGUCUAAUUAAAGACGGCUGCAGGACAUAUUGGUGCGUAAACAUUUUUACCACAAUUUUACCA
Molecule: messenger RNA, 3497 nt
Organism: Bombyx mandarina (wild silkworm)
Lineage: Eukaryota; Metazoa; Arthropoda; Insecta; Lepidoptera; Bombycidae
Gene: Cdk5alpha
Product: Cdk5 activator-like protein
Biological process (GO): axon guidance
Cellular component (GO): growth cone; protein kinase 5 complex; cytoplasm
Molecular function (GO): cyclin-dependent protein serine/threonine kinase activator activity; protein kinase binding
Source: RefSeq, a predicted model, not a curated record